AACAAAGAUAUUUGCAACAAAGCCCAGAGAGACUGGUACAGGUCAGGCCACGUGACCUCAGCUCAAUGGCAACGUGUUCCCGAAUUAAUUCGGACUCCAUAUUCAGACAGCAUAUAUUCUUCCAGAAAAAGAUAAUUUUCAUUGAUGUUUCAAGAGAAGAUUGGUCAUCAAACGAAAGUGUUAUUUGUAAGGGAACAUAAGAAAGCCGCUUUAAAAAAAGAUGCUUCGCUCAAUGAAUGUCAAGACCCUGAACCCUCACAUCAUAUGUGUGUUGUGUGGAGGCUACCUUGUGGAUGCUACUACUAUCAUCGAGUGUUUACAUUCAUUUUGUAGAAGUUGCAUCAUUUGCUGGUUGGAGAAGAGCUACAGAUGUCCCGUAUGUGAGACAGAAAUCCACAAAACAAGACCUUAUCUUAACAUACGUCCCGAUCGUGUUUUACAAGAUAUUGUCUACAAACUUGUGCCAGGUCUUUACGAUAACGAACUGCGUCGACGUAAAGAGUUUGAUACAGGUGUAGAAGAAGAUACCAAAGAUGACAGCAAUGUCAAACCUAACAAGAAAGACGACAUAGAGGACCCUGUUUGCGUGACCCUAGAGUAUUAUGGACGCAAAAGAUUUUGGCAAGAAAAAACGGUUUUCCCAACUCGAUAUCUACGAUGUUCUUCACAACUACCAGUCAACGUUCUCAAGAAAUUUGUGUCGACGAAGUUUGGGAUCCCUGAUACACACUUUGUGGAGAUUAUUCGAAGUGAUGAGAUAUUGAGUGAUCACUUAUCAYUAAGAGAACUAUGGCGKGUUUAUGGCUUACAUAACAAGUCUUUCAUCGAUCUUCAGUACAUAAUCAUCGACAAGAAACUAGAUAUUGUUAUCGCACACCAAGGGCUAGACGAACCCAAGUUUAAAAARAUCGUUAAAAAGAGAAAACGAAAAAGAAAAUCAUCGCUUGUUGGAAGCACCGACGGCUCAGGACUGACACCAAUCAAACGAAAACGACGAAAACGUGUAGCAAUGGUGGCAAAACGACACACAAAGCUGGCCACGACUCACGAAGGCACUGUACAAGAGACUGCUAAUGGCGAGAAGAAGUUGCCGGAAAAAGUUGCGGAACAAACUCUCGACUUGUCUGUGAACAAUGAUACUCCUUCAGUAGAAAACAACAAGAUUGAUGAACAUUUACAACAAAACUCAAUUCCUCAUGAUAAACAGAUGGAAAAUGACAUUAGUGUGAACAAAUACGCAUGUCCUGCGACACCGGAGAGUGACGCUGACCACAACGACUGUGUUACAUUGACAGCCGUUCACCCAGAACCCCCUAAGCAAGCUUCAGACGUUGUUCCACCCAGCUAGCUAACAAUUUGACGUUUAAUGAUGUAAAUAUGAAUAUUUCUUUUAAUGUGAUCGAGGUGACUGUAUUUACCGCUGUAAAAUAAUCAAGGUCAACUUCUACUUAGACUUUAGCAUCAAAGUCGAAAACCCUCUCAUUUGUAAAUUUUGCAAUUAUAGGACUUCAAAAACUGUAGAAAGCAAAAAUCACUGGGAAAGAUUUGUAUUAUAUUACGAUAUUCUAGAAAAACGUUGACUUCGUGAUACCUGUUAAACCUGAAAGAUAACUAACAGAAAGAAAACGAAGAAAAAGAAAAAAACUAAGUACCGAUAAAACGCUGAUGGGAAGAAAUGGUGUGAAAGAAAUUACUGUAAUAUUUUUGUAGCUUUGGAUUGAUCAGAGAAAUCACAAUUAUAUUUAAGAUAAAUUAGAUUAGAUUACUUGAUUUAAAUAGUACAAAAUGGUGCUCAAAAGUUACACUGUUUCCGCUAAUAUUCCUUAGUAUGCUCCAAUCGCAUUGGCGUUUUUUUUGUGUG
Messenger RNA from Exaiptasia diaphana, 1861 nucleotides. RefSeq names its product polycomb complex protein BMI-1-A. Gene Ontology annotation, molecular function: promoter-specific chromatin binding. Bases 221 to 1348 code for a protein of 375 amino acids. Gene Ontology annotation, cellular component: PRC1 complex. NCBI's taxonomy places the organism in Eukaryota, Metazoa, Cnidaria, Anthozoa, Actiniaria, Aiptasiidae. The record is from RefSeq and is a predicted model, not a curated record. Gene Ontology annotation, biological process: negative regulation of transcription by RNA polymerase II. The transcript is spliced from 11 exons.